Vicia villosa (hairy vetch) is the source of this 1640-nucleotide messenger RNA. Its product is annotated as carbon catabolite repressor protein 4 homolog 4. Bases 94 to 1269 code for a protein of 391 amino acids. The record is from RefSeq and is a predicted model, not a curated record. Lineage: Eukaryota; Viridiplantae; Streptophyta; Magnoliopsida; Fabales; Fabaceae. Gene Ontology annotation, molecular function: poly(A)-specific ribonuclease activity. The transcript is spliced from 10 exons.
AAAAAUGGGCGCUGAGUUUCAUCUGGUCUUCUAACACAAAUGCAUACUCGUAGAAUAUAGAAGAAAAUUACUGUAUACAUAUAAUCCAGAAAUAUGCUAAAGUCUUUUGCUGCGCUUUCUCCUCCCCUCUCCGUAUCUAGUGUUGUAAGAAAAAUGAGUUCUUCACCAACACCACCAAAAAUUCCCAAAUUUAUUUCAGUUGAAGCCGCUGAUAUACAUUCCAGAACUAAACCUGAUGGUUUCAGAUUCAGCCUUGUCUCCUAUAACAUUUUGGCUCAGGCUUAUGUGAAGAGCAUUAUUUUCCCAUACUCUCCUCGUUCGUCUCUCAAAUGGAAUCAUCGUUCGAACUCGAUUAUAGACGUUCUUAAGAAUUUGGGAGCUGAUUUUUUCUGCCUGCAGGAACUUGAUGAGUUUGAUAGCUUUUACAAAGGAAAGAUGCAGGAGUUGGGAUAUUCUUCAAUUUAUAUGAAGAGGAGUGGAGAGAAAAAGCGUGAUGGAUGUGGGAUAUUUUACAAGGAUGAACUUGCAGAGUUGGUCUUGGAGGAAAAAAUUGAAUACAAUGAUCUUGUAAAGACAAUUCCAGAUGGGAACUCUUCAAAUGACGACGAACACAACAAUGUCCAAACAAACCAGCUAGAUAAACAAAAGGAUGUUGCGACCAAUACUGGACCUAAAUCGGGUACAGAAGAUCGUGGAGAUCCGAAUGAUCCUCGUGUGAGACUAAAGCGUGAUUGUGUUGGAAUUCUGGCUGCAUUCAAAUUCAAAGGUCCCCCUCAUCAAUUUCUUAUUGUCGCCAACACACAUAUUUAUUGGGAUCCUGAGUGGGCUGAUGUCAAACUUGCACAAGCUAAAUAUCUUCUAUCUCGCCUGUCACAGUUUAAAACACUGAUAUCUCAUAGAUUUGAAUGCACACCUGAAGUGAUUGUGGCCGGUGACUUCAACUCUCAGCCAGGAGAUCCGGUUUAUCAGUAUCUCAUAUCAGGCAACCCUUCAUCAGAACUGAUAACUGACUGUAUAGAGGAGCUUCCCAUUCCUCUGAGUAGUGUCUAUGCUUCUACUAGAGGAGAGCCACCAUUUACAAACUUUACACCUGGCUUCACCGGAACACUCGAUUAUAUAUUAUGUUGCCCCUCUGACUACAUGAAACCAAUUAGCUAUCUUGAGCUUCCAGACUCGGAAGCAGCAGAUAUUGCUGGUGGACUGCCAAACUUGAGUCAUCCAAGUGAUCAUCUACCAAUUGGUGCUGAAUUCGAAAUAGUGAAGGAAUAAAUACUGUAUGGCAAGUGCUAUUUGAGCUCAGUUUUUCAUGCUCUAUGUCAUUUCUGCUUAGUCAAUCUUGAAAUAAGAUGAGAACAAGCCUAAGUGAUUAAAUGCACAAUAAGUAUUAUCAUGAUCAUGAACUCAAUACAGCCACAUGCCUAGAAGGAAAGUAUCGCCAAAAUGCAAACAGUGUAGGAUAUUUUUUAUCCAUGACAAAAAUUUCAUAGGUUGGACUUCUUACCUUCGAUAAAUUUGUAGUUUUGAAGAAAGAAAGCGAUUUUAAUAUCAAAUUUGACAGUUUGAAAUUUUUGUUUUCCUCUGAUUUAUGUAAAGUUAUCUCAUUGAUUUUAGACAAUAAACUUGAAAUUGACAGUUUGAAA